GCCGGACUUCACCUCGCCGACCAUGUGGUGGAGCAUGGGGGGCAAGCAACUCUGAUCGCACCAGUCCAUCUCCCGCAAUCAGUCUUCCGUCAGUAUGGCUUUUGUCUUUUCAACAGCAACUGUCAGGAACGGCCCGUUUACGCCACUUGGCGAUGUUGUCAGCAACAGCGGCCCCGGCCAGCAUCCAGACGUAGAGCUUGGCGAUGUGGCGGAGCAUACAAGUUCUGCAGCACAAGGCUAUAGACCAAAGGGGAUGCUGAUUUCUGGGCUGUCCACCCUGUAAACCAUUGUAACAUUCUUGAUAACGCCCGUGUAACAUGCUAACGGCGUUGGUGCAUCAUCAGUCGAAAGCUGAAACUUUUGUUGUCGUGAGUUCUGGAUACUU
This is a messenger RNA of Mycena citricolor, 385 nucleotides long. NCBI's taxonomy places the organism in Eukaryota, Fungi, Basidiomycota, Agaricomycetes, Agaricales, Mycenaceae. The record is from the annotation of a GenBank genome assembly.